Messenger RNA from Zea mays, 1287 nucleotides. RefSeq lists its product as uncharacterized. Gene Ontology annotation, biological process: protein glutathionylation. Gene Ontology annotation, molecular function: glutathione transferase activity. Lineage: Eukaryota; Viridiplantae; Streptophyta; Magnoliopsida; Poales; Poaceae. The record is from RefSeq and is a predicted model, not a curated record. Bases 104 to 1003 code for a protein of 299 amino acids. The transcript is spliced from 10 exons.
AGCCAGCGAGGUGCCCAGGACCAGGACGGCUGGGGACCCUGUCAUCCAAUCAGUCCGUCACACGAACACGACACGAUUCACACAUUUCAAUCACUCGCUUCCCAUGAAUUCGCUCGCUUUCCCUAGCUGCCCGUCAGCAUUGACGCCCGCCUCCACCACCGCCCCCGCGUCCUCUCCCUUUCCCUCGCCGCGUAUAAAGAUUCGCUGCCCGCGACAAGAAGAUGCAGCUCAUUACCACCUCCGCCUCCGCGAUCGAAGCUCCUCACAAACCGUUAUCGUCGCCAUGGCAGCCGCCGCGCCUGCAAGCUCCGUGAAGGAAGUGCUGCCAUCUCCCCUGACCUCCGCCUCCGAGCCCCCUCCCCUCUUCGAUGGCACCACCAGGCUGUACGUUGCCUAUCAUUGCCCGUACGCGCAGCGCGCUUGGAUUGCCAGGAACUACAAGGACAAGAUUAAGAUAGUCGCCAUCGAUCUUGCUGACAGGCCAACAUGGUACAAGGAGAAGGUUUAUCCAGAAAACAAGGUGCCUUCUCUGGAGCACAACAACCAGGUGAAAGGUGAGAGUUUGGAUCUGGUCAAGUACAUUGACAGCAACUUUGAAGGCCCAUCGUUGCUCCCAGAGGAUCCUUCAAAAAAGCAGUUCGCUGAGGAGCUGCUUGCAUAUACUGAUGCAUUUAACAAAGCAUUAUACUUUUGUAUAGUCUCCAAGGAAGAUGUGUCUGAGGAAGCUGUCGCUGCUUUGGAUAAAAUAGAAGACGCCCUCGGGAAAUUCAACGAGGGUCCAUUCUCCCUUGGUCAGUUCAGUCUGGUGGACAUUGCGUAUGUACCAUUCAUCGAGAGGUUUCAGAUAUUCUAUUCCAACAUAAAGAACUAUGAUAUUACAAAGGGCAGACCCAACCUUCAGAAGUUCAUUGAGGAAGUGGACAAGAUUGAUGCAUACACACAGACUAAACAGGACCCACAGUUUUUACUUGAGCAGACAAAGAAGCGGCUUGGGAUUGCUUAAAGCUUGCGGCCGAGGAUGACUCUCGACAGAAAUACCAGCAUAGUAGAUCGACACUUGUUUAGUCAUUUGUGUGCUUGAAUAAUGAAUACUACAUAUAUGGUUUUCAAUAAGACAUGGUCCUCUAUACUGGGUUGUACUUCUGAAAACAAACUAGUUGUCCUGAUAUUAUAGCUUUCGUGGUGUGUUUACGUCACUGUAUAUGAAAGGGUGGGGAGAGAGAAUGAUAUGCCAUGUAUUCUGUCAAAUGUUUUUUUAUAAUGUCAAGAGCUCUGACUUUUAAUUAA